Scomber scombrus (Atlantic mackerel) is the source of this 4578-nucleotide messenger RNA. RefSeq names its product protein shortage in chiasmata 1 ortholog. The transcript has 28 exons. Gene Ontology annotation, cellular component: condensed nuclear chromosome. The record is from RefSeq and is a predicted model, not a curated record. NCBI's taxonomy places the organism in Eukaryota, Metazoa, Chordata, Actinopteri, Scombriformes, Scombridae. Gene Ontology annotation, molecular function: single-stranded DNA binding; ATP hydrolysis activity. Gene Ontology annotation, biological process: resolution of meiotic recombination intermediates.
AUGCUGAAAGGUCUGAACCACUGGUGUGAAAAUGACACUGAAAUAUUUCCUGCUGUCAGAUGUAAAGCUCUGGAUUAUGUGUUUGAGACCACCACCAGUCUGAAGGUAAUGAUGAACCUGUUGGCGCUGCCAGCACCUUACCUCACGGGUACCAGUGACCUGUAUCCUCACAGUGGCAGCCUGCCUGAGGUCACCUACAGGACGCCGUGGAUCAGAGGAAAGAUAAUCUCCACCUGCAGACUCUUCGUCAGCGGCUCUGUACUCGACGACUUGGGACGAAAAAAACAAGUUAAUUCACCAGAGAGAUUUAAUGUCACUCUGAGUCACGUGAGAGACGAGAUGGAGGUGAUUCCCAGCUCUAAUCCUGACUCACUGGAUGAUGUCGACCAGGAUGAGUGGAUUAAUCUUUUAAAAGGCUCAAAGAUCAGUGAUCCGUGUCAGGAAUCCUUUUUCAAGUUGUCGGCUGACCAGACGUGUCAUGAAAGUGAAAAUAAGAGCAAAGAUCUCCACCUCCCAGAAGAGAUGAUGGUUGUCAAUUUCCUGCCACAAUUUAAGAGACAUCUGCCCACGCUGAAAACCAAACUGUCCAGACUGAGGACGUUUCCUGUGGCCGACCCUCUGCUGAGCUCGACAGGUGAAGUCAUCUCCGAGGAAACAAUAUUCAGACACUGUGCACCCUAUGAAACGCCUCCUGAUGUUUUCCCCAGUGACGUUCAAAUGUGUGCAAACAUUCACGAGGAAUUUGUUAAAGACUCAGAAAUGAAGGAAGAGUCUCUGCUGUUACCUGAUGUUGUGGAUGCUCUCAAACUGGCCGCAGAAAACUUCACCACUUUUUCAAGCGUAUGUGGUCGUGUGAAUGUUGUUCCUGAACAGCUGGAUGAGCAACGUACUGUCCUGGAUUUGCUUCAUGCACCAGUAUCGAUGGACAUUGCCCAGUAUGUUUUACCAGAGGAGCCCAGCAGAGGACGCAAGAUGAACGGAGGCCUGAUCGACACAGAUUUACCAGGACGUUUGUUGCUUCCAACUGAAAUGGAGCUGGACGUGACUUUGACUUCUGAGACCAGUCAGACUUUCAUCUGUCUGUCGACUAAAGAUCUACAGAGGGAAGAUUCGUCUCUACUCAGCACUCUAUGUUUGGUGUCAGAGAAAGCUCAAAAGGAGAUGGAGACGGCACUUUGGAUGGCAGAGAAGCAUCCCACCUUCGUACUGGGCUUUCUGUUGGCAGAACCUCAAACAUACGAACCAACUGCUGAUUUCCAGCCUCUGUCUGAAGCCUUGAAAUUAUUACACGAGCAAAGUUUUGUGAGUGUUGGUGACGAACUGCAGCCCCAGAUGGAGGCGGGAGUCCUGCAGGUGUGUACGAGCAGCUGCUGUGAGUUCACAGAGAGCCUGAGCUCCGAGUUUCUGUCUACUGAGGAGGACGAGAGGGAGGAGGAAGAUUUCACCAAACUGUCACCUGAACAUUUGGAGUUCGCCGUCAGAUCGAUCCAGAUGAGUCCCACGAACAGAACUCACCUGAACUCACCUCAUCAGAAGAAGUCUGAAGCUGUUGCAGCCUUUCUCCAAAAAGAAACCAUCACAGAUUCAUCUCAGAACAGCCUCCCGACUCACGCUGUCAACACAAAUAAAGAAGUCAAACCUGCAGUGUUAAUGUUUCCAAAACCUGAAACCACCACAAAGACCAAACAUGGCGUCACAGACAAGAUGUUUUCAGAGGUUGUAUCCAUCUCAUCUGCUCGUAAGAACGACACCAGUUACACAGGUAGAGAAGUCUGUGAGAGCCAAUCACAGCUGAGCGACGUCCCCUCCAGACCGAACAUCAGAGACGAUCACAGAGGCGUCCUGGUCUCCAGACGUCCACCAGAGAAGGACCUGGACCCUCUGUCCACCUUCAUGAUGCUGAGGUCCCAGCAGAGGUCCCCUCAGAGCUGCGUCAACACUGCAGCACCAAAGGUGGACGAACAACCUCCACAGUCGGAGCUGCGGCCUCCUGCAGACCAGAUUAAAAAACUAGACAGGACACCAAACUUGAUGAAUGCUGCUGUGUCAGGAAACGCUACCAGAGAGCAGAAAGCAGCCGGUCAGCCGACGGGUCGGCUCAUCAGUCCUGUCAUCAGUCCGUCCGUCACUCAGGACAGAAAGGAGAACAGAGUCCUGCAGGUCCAAGCUACUGCCAGCCAGCAGCGUGCCUACUGUGAGCUGCUGGCCUUCGCUGAGCCCCGUCUGUCCUCUGCCAAACAGCUGUGGCUCAACUUCCCAGCGUGGGGAGACUUCAGCAGUCUGACCUCGGACCAAACACACUUCCUGCUCAAACAGCAGGAGAGGGCGCUCUGCAGGACCACCGCUCAGAGCGCAGAGCUCAUCAGAGAUCAGGAACUACUUUUCAACCAGGUGGCUCUGAUCCAUGUGCUGGUGACAUUGAAGGACCUGCUGCUGAAGUGUGACCUCGGCACUGCUGUGGAGUACCUGACGAAGGCGGCCGAGGCGUGCGCAGAGCAGAGUCUGGAGCAUCUUGUGAAGAGGCUGCAGAUCAUCCUGUACCUCAGUCACAGGGACCAGGAGUCGUCCCCCAAACUGCUGGAGCUGCAUCAGCUGCUGGCCGCAUGGCUGCAGGGCAGGAAGGGACAAAACAACACGGACAAAAUUCUUGUCAUAAUAUCAGUCGACUCUGACGACAGCAGAUCAACAAUCAUCACAGAUUUGAACCAACUGACUGAUGUAACAGCUGUUUGUCCCAUGGAGGAUAAUAACAAACUGAAUGGUGCCAGUGUGGUCAGCAGUGUGCGUGACAGUGUGUGCGCGCUGGUGUACGAGAAGCAUAUAGGCCCCGACUUCCCCUGGAACAGUUUCUCCCUGGUGGUGGAGUACGACCAUCCAGGCCAGUCUCCGUGGGCCGCAAUCUGCAGGGAGAGGAGCAUCAGUCACCUCACCUUCAACACAAUCCUCCAUGACGAGAAGAAAAAAGCCUCUUGGUGCCUGGAGGACAACGUGCCGUACGUAUUGGUUGUGACUGAGGGGCUCCUCAACUGUCCGGUGCUGCUGCAGACGCUGGAGUCAGUGUUUAAUAUAACCGUGCUGGAGAGAAGUCACUGUCCGUCCCUCCAGAUGCUCGGCGGGACUCAUCACUACGCUGUGAUCACGGUGGAUGAAAGCACCGCUAUCGUCGUUCAGGAGCAGGAUGAACUGUGUGCGGAGCGGGCGAGUGAAGGAGUGGUGAUGAGGCUGACUGCUCUGUCUCUGCAGUACAGCUGCUGCUGGAUCAUCCUGCACUGCCCAGGCAGCCAGGGGGGAGGAUUUUCCGGCGAAGCUUUCAGCAACUUGGUGUUGGUUUAUUCGUCUCUGGUGCUGCUCGGCAUGAAGUCGGAGGAUCUAGAUGUGAAGGUGCUGAUUGUGUCGGAGGUGUCGGAAAUCGCCAAAUGGAUCAGUCAGAUCUGCUUCCUCUGCCUGAUGUCCAAUGACAGGGAUCUUCUCAGCUUCCUGGACAGAGACUGGCUGGCUGUGACGCCCUCACAGGUGACCAUCACAUCACAAAAUCAGAGCAGGAGAAGGUUGACGCCAUGAAUGCUGGACUAUAGCUAUGAGGAACAGUCUCUGCUGCAGUUCCCGUGUAUUAACCCUCUGGUUUGUCAGCUAAUGCUGAAGAGAGCGGCCUCCUUCCAGUGGCUCCUGGGGGCCUCUCUGUCUCAGCUGAAGGAGCUGCUCCCUGAGGUGCCACAUAAAGUCCUAAAGCUGUUCAGUGACACCACCUCUCUGUACACGCUGACCGCACAUCCAGACCGGCCCGACUCUCAGACUGUGAUCAAUGAAACGAACCAUCAAACCAGUCCACCUAACAGCCCGUGGACCAAAACACCUGUCCCUGAUCCACAUCCACAACUCCCCAUCAACCUGGAUCCAGAACCAGAACCAUUCUCUAGCAACUACAGCACCAGCUUCCUGUUCGGAGCUGAGAGCGCAGAUCCAGACUCGACAGAGCAAGAGGGAAACACCGAUUUCAGACUAGAUCUGGGUUGCUCCUUCGGUACCCCGGAUCUCCAGAGGAGCUGGACCAGCAGCGAUCUGUGGAAGGAGGACGACAGAAGCAGGGACAAGGUGACGUUUUCUGGUUGGAGGGGCAGAUCCGGAGCAGUGGGGCGAGUUGUUGGGAGAGUAGACGAUGAGUGGGCGCACAGAGUUCCACCAAACCUCAACGAAUACACAAACUACCUACAAACCGCUCCCGACAGUCCCCUAAAACUGGAAUCCACCUUCAGUUACAGCCCCGUACUGCAGCAGCCAGCCAACACCCAAACAUCCACCUUCUCCGCAGGCGACGGCGACCUCGGGCUGAGCCUUCCCGCAGAAGUCACGCUGUGGGGUCGAGGUCAAAGCGGCCAAGACUUCCCCUCUAAUCUCGGGGGGAUUUCGAGACUCCCGGCGAACUACGGCUCCAAAUGUUGGAUCGGACACGAGAGGAAGAGGAACGGAGAGGCUGCUGGAUUGGUUGGCACAGCGCUGACGCCACCGAAGAUGGGGAGGUUAAGUUACGAGAAGGUGCCUGGCCGAAGCGACGGACAGACGAGGCUGAAAUUAUUUUAG